Pogona vitticeps (central bearded dragon) is the source of this 6668-nucleotide messenger RNA. The record is from RefSeq and is a predicted model, not a curated record. Lineage: Eukaryota; Metazoa; Chordata; Lepidosauria; Squamata; Agamidae.
UGUUCAUGCAAAUCCGCACACAAAGUUGAUCGCAUCAUCAGCCACAGACAUUAUUCUAUAGAUACUGGAGAUGUGAUACCUACCCACCUGGACCAGAUAAACCUGCAAAGAAAGAUGAGAAUCACUGGAGUUAUAACUCAAGGUGCUAAGAGAAUUGGAAGUCCAGAAUAUAUUAAAUCAUACAAAAUUGCAUACAGCAAUGAUGGGAAAUUAUGGUCAACGUACAAAGUGAAAGGCACCACUGAAGAUAUGGUGUUCCGUGGGAAUGUGGAUAAUAAUACACCUUAUGCAAAUUCUUUCACCCCACCAAUAAAAUCUCAGUACAUACGAUUAUAUCCUCAAGUUUGCAGAAGGCAUUGUACACUGAGAAUGGAGCUCCUUGGCUGUGAAUUAUCAGGUUGCUCGGAACCUCUGGGAAUGAAAUCAGGACAUAUACAGGACUAUCAGAUUACUGCUUCAAGUGUCUUCAGAACACUCAACAUGGACAUGUUUACAUGGGAACCUAGAAAAGCUCGACUAGACAAACAAGGCAAAGUGAAUGCCUGGACAUCAGGACAUAGUGACCAGUCACAGUGGCUACAGAUUGAUCUUCUUGUUCCUACAAAAGUGACAGGCAUUAUUACUCAAGGAGCUAAAGAUUUCGGUCAUGUACAGUUUGUGGGUUCCUAUAAACUUGCCUACAGCCAUGAUGGAGAGCACUGGACCAUAUAUCAGGAUGAAAAGCAAAAAAAGGAUAAGGUGUUCCAGGGAAAUUUUGACAAUGACACCCACAGAAAGAACGUCAUUGAUCCUCCUAUCUAUGCACGGUACCUGAGGAUCCUCCCAUGGUCAUGGUAUGGCCGGAUCACUUUACGGUCAGAGCUUUUGGGAUGUACAGAAGAGGACUGAUAAUGAUAUUCAUUUAACAGCACAACUCUUGAUAUUCCUUUUAAAAAAGAAAUCUCCAUAGGGAAAAGAAAAACUGUGCAAAACCUGUAGGAAGCUGGAUGGGUUUUUCAUGAAAAAGUGCUCACUUUCUGGAAGGCCACAGUCUUUUGUAAGGAGGUCUAAGCCUGCCCUUAAAAUGGUCCAAAUCUGAUUUAUUUAUUUAUUUUUAUUGUCCUUCUAAAUCUGUUUUAGUUUUAUUUUUCAAUCCUUUGGAAUCUAUUUUGCUGCACAAUUGACCUUUCAAGUUGGCUUCUGAGUUUUUCACACUGGUUAAAAUGUGGUUCAGGAUUUUAAAAGAAAGCAGCAGCAUUUUUGCAAGGCAGACGAAAGUGGUAUGAGGGAGUUUGUUUGAGACUUGAAAAAGACCAGAUGUAUCCAUUGUUUCUGAAACCACACUAUCGUCUUACUUGCAAAAAUAGUGAUACUGCAGCUUUAGCAAUAAGUUUUUCUCGGGGAUGACUGCAUUUGAUUGAUUCCCUUGUGCCUAUUGAGCAUUGUCAACAUUAUGAUAUUUUUUGAAAGCAUCUCUGUGGUCUGCAGUCCUCCUGAUGUUACAAACUGCCUUUUGUAAUUUCCUUUACAAACACAGGCAAAUCCACACACCCAGGGUUUUAUUUCCAUUAAUUAUGCUUUCCAUUAAGCUUGCUGAGGAUGUCUUUUUCUUUACUCACACUAACUGCUGAUGUUGAUUUUCAAUAAACCAACUUGGGUUUGGGGGUGGGGGUGGGGAUCUGCUAUCAGUAAGAAAUCUGAUGAUUUUGUCAAUGAAAUCAGCUUGUGGUUUUCUUCCUAAAGGAUACUGAAAGACCGAUGACCAUAUUCAAGACUUCAGUAACUUGAGCAGGGUGGUAGGCACAUAGCUAUGCUGUAAAAAUAACGUACCUGCUGUCUUCUGUUUUCUUACUUAUGAAGCUGCCAAGAAUAUGGCUUCUUUGAGAAGCCUCCCUUGGCUCAGUGGGUGAGAGUGACUGUGAGGUCCAGGGUGGCAUGCCAGAACAUACAGACAAUGCAAUCUUGGUCUGAAGCAUAACUCCGCUACCACACUGUCCUGCAACAGCUCUUCAGACUAAUGGGAACAAGUGAUGUGAAGCUUGGGGCUGGAUGGUUCAUAUACCAUUAUCUCUACAAGGUGCUUUCGGCACCCAAGGUGAAGAGGACCAUUCCUGCUGGAUCCACAAAUGAUGAUGUUGCAAAACUACAGAGGGAGGAAUGGGUUCAGACAUGGGUCAGUCUUCAAAAAAACAGAGACAAGAGGAAAAGGCUGAAUGUAUGUUGUGAUUUUUUCAGAAGGCAGGAGGCAGCAAAGAAUCUAGUAUCAAAUGCAGAGUUCUGCUUCAGAAGAAGAUUGACUCAUUCCCGUAUAAGCACAUUCCUAGCUCUGUGAUCAAAUGUGUUACCCACUGACAUCUCCCAUGGCUAGGAGGAGGGUUUCAGUGUUCUCUAAAGCAAAGGCAGAGGGUUUGGAUUGGCAGGGUUGUUGGAUGUUAAUUGCUUGUCAAAGAUGAAGUACACACGAGGCUUAGCCAGCAGGGGUAUGCCCAUGGCAAGAAGAUAAGCCACACAUAGUACUAGGUGGCAGCUAAACUACGCAGCAUACAUUCCACUUUCUUGUAUUCCAGUGCAACUUGGAUUCCAUAGAGGCAAAGCUUUCUCGCACCGUGGAAGAGAUGGAAUUAUUGGGGGUGGGAGUGGGGGAUGGAAGGGCUUCAUGAUUUCCAACUGGGUAAAACAUUGUCCUUUAUCACUUAGAACUGGCUUAUAAAUUGCAGCACACCUCUUCUAGGAAGCAUAUAUUCUUGAGGGAGGUGCUUAUUGCUUUACAGAAACUUCUUAAGAUGAUAAUUUGCCAUAAAGCCACAUCUCCACCAUAUUGACCAGGUUAUGUCAGCAGAUCUUGCAUCUGAAGGUGCAAAAAAGUUGAUGUUCAUUUGAAUGGACUGAAGAUGCAAUGCAUACCAAUCAGUAUUGGAGAGCCACAUAUGCCGUUAUUCGUAUGCAUACAGUUACUUUUUCCCAGGGCAACAUGAGUCCGUGCCCAUCCAUAAUAGUAGAAGACGCUGUUAUCCCUGGAAGAACUGCCCAGGGUGGCUGGCAAAGCACCAUGGAAAUCCCCAUUUCUCCUUCUGCCUAGCCAUAGCUGCAGCAAAUGUGUGUGAAAACACAGUUGUGGCUUAAUACAGGGUUGGGGGGGUUGUUAGACUGCAGUUACUUUUGGCCAGCAGAACCAAUGGUGAAAGCAUCUGGAGGGCAAUGGUUGCCCACCCCAAUUUAACAAAUGGCUUUUUCUUAUGUGAUGUUCCUGCUGGUGCAGAGGAUCCUGACAGAUGAUGAUCAUAGCUGAUCCUGCAAAGCACUUUCAUUUUAACACAAUACUUAUAUGCUGUCUGUUUCCUUCAUAAUUCUUAGAUAUCAUCUCAUAACCUCAAAGGUCCAACAAAGUUUUUUAUUUUAAUUUCAUAAUAUGCUCUCUCUCUCUCUCUCUCUCUGUAUGUGUGUGUGUGUUUGUGUGUGAUUAAUACAUCCUGGUAAGCAUUCUUAUGAGAUAUGUAUACUGUAUAUGUAAGCAUAGAAGCUAUGACCAUGAUGAACAGCUAAUCAUCCUAUAGUCCAAAUUUCCCCCAUGCUCAAGAAAGGAUUAUGCAAUCUGUAUCUAAUCUCUGUCCUCUGUGUAAUGAUAGUGACAUCUGAUCUGCACCAAAAAAUUCGGGACAUGAAUUUACAGCCAUCAAGGGAACCGCUCUUGAAAGCAUAUCCCAAAAAAAUUGGAAUCAGUAAGAAGUGUCUGUCUACAUAAUGAACACUCAGUUCAGAGAGUGUGUUUGUUCACAUGUCUAUUUUUGUAAGGCUUAGACAAGGAUAUUCAGAGAUCUCUGUUUGAGAACCUAUUCAAAGCAAAUUGCAUAUGUGUAAGGAAUGUUCUGUGCAACACUGUUAAGUUAAUGAUUUUGUUUUGUUUUUAGUUGGAUCUGUGCUGCAUUACAAAAUCCACUAGACUGUUACUGUCUUGUCUGUAACUGUGUUAACAUUUCUUAAAAGUGUUAUCUAUGGAGUGAUCUUCAAUUGUAGUGAACAAUUUUAAAGAGAAAGUCAAUCGUAAUUGCAUUUAAAGUUGCAAAAGGCUGAUGGAAUGAGGUUGAUCACCAAAAGUAGCAUUAAAAGACACACACUGUUCAUAUUCUGCACUAUAGGCUCUUAUGAAGAUGUUGCCAUUCACAGCCUACUUGCUCCACUGCAAUUCUGUAGGCCUGCUCUAGAGCAAUGAUCCCCAACCUUGGGCCUCCAGAUGUUCUUGGACUACAACUCCCAGAAGCCUUCACCACCACCACCUCUGCUGGCCAGGAUUUCUGGGAGUUGAAGUCCAAGUACAUCUGGAGGCCCAAGGUUGGGGAUCGUUGCUCUAGAGUAUUAAAAAGGCUGCAUUGUUGCUUGUACCUGAGUGACUUUAGACUGUCAUGGGACUUCAUUCUUUUCUCUUACUUUAUGGGCCAUGUUUAUGCACUUGUAGUCAUCUCAUCUGGUGGUACAGUGUGUAGCAAACAAAAUCCAUUUGGCCUUUAUGUAGACAACAGACACAGACCUCACAUCAACGGUCUGUAUGUGACCCACCCUGAACAGUUGAUUAAGGCCAUCAAAGCAGCACCCAUUUUUGAUGCUGCAGGCCUGCCUGUCUAUUGAGCAAGGGAAUGUGUGUACACACAGUACUCUGUAGAACACAUUGGUCCAAUUAAGAAAGCACACAGACUACCUUAGAUCAAUCUGGGUAAUAACCACCGACUCUUAAUCUCCUGAAUGACACACUGAAAUAAAUGGUGUGGAAGUUAAAGCCUUCUCUAGACAAAACAAGAUUUCUGCAGCUAAGAGACUGCAGGCCUUGAUGUGAUGACUCCAUCCUGAAUUACUUUUGCUACAGCUCACAGCCACUGAAUGGACAGUGAACAGAUAGAGCACGUUGAGCUGCCAGCCACUACUUUCUUGUAAAACAGUUCUGUAUUUGUUAGUACAUUUUCCUUUAAAAAAAAAAAACAUUUAAAUGAAGCUUUUUUGAACUUGCAGUAAACUCAAGUGUAUUAUAGUUUAGAAUCCAUAAAAAUAGGAUCACAUUGAGGAAAUAGAUAUUUCUGUUCAUUAUGCUUCUAACCUGAAAUGGCUGCAUUUCUUAUUUUCCUCUGUUCACCUUUACCAGUUAAUUCAUAUGAGCCUGAAAGCUUUGAUUACUUUUAAAACUAAAUGUUGGGACGUUUAGUGACAUGUUGCUUCUGUUAAGUGUUGUAAUUGUAAAGAAAUGCCUCUGACAUUUUUAAAAAAGUGAUUAUAGACCCUGUACAUUGGGAAGUUCCCAUUCAGCUGAAAGAGACUGGGAGGUGAAAGACAGGACCACCCUCCUACUUGAUUUCAGGUCAAACUGGAUGGGAGGUCCAUCUUGUCAUUGCAAUUAAUAUGUACAUUCCUUCACAUUUCUGAUGGGGAAAGAGUGGGUAGCCUCAGGGAUGAAGGUUUGAAUGAGGUUUUUAAUUUCAACAAAAAUUACAUUUCAGAAUGUACUAUUUGAAUUUUUUAAAAAAAAUUCAAUUGGCUUAGUGGGUCUUUCCUUCUAAAUUUAAAUAGCUGCUUACAAGAAAUCAUUUCUGUCUGAGGAUCAGAACAGCCUGACCACCCCAAGACUGUUUGCUUAACUACAUAACAAAAACACACACAUCAGUUACAUUCAGACAAUUAACGUCAUAGCAAGUUUUACUGUCAGAAUCAAACUAGACAUUAAGAGGAAGUUGUAUUUUUCCGUCUGAAGUGUCAUUUCCUCUAAGAUACAUGCAGUGGCAAUCAGACUUGCUGGUUUAGCAUGUGUUUACCUCAUAGCCAGUAAUCUCACAAAACAUGAUAAAUGCAAGAUACUGGGGUGAGGGGGGGAUCACAUGCUGUGCCAUGCAGAUAUUUUUUGUCACUUGAGGGAGCACCUAAUCUAAAAACAUGCUCAAUGUCUGGUUUUUAGUGAAGCUGACAAAGGAGUAACUUUCCGGUGUAUUUUGCAUAUAUUGACAGACAAACAAUUUAUUUUGAUUCAUUUUAUCUCUAUAUGAAGUCUUGGUACUGCAGGAUGCACUGUCUGCUACAAAUGAGUUUACACAUGACCAAGCAGUGAAUAUGACAUAUAUGAAACAUCACUGAUGAAACAGCAUAGACAGAGGUUUCAGAUUAUCUCACCACUUUAAACUUACAUUUUUCAAUGUAGGAAGUUUGCACGUUCUAUUGUGAUUCAUCAAAUCCUAGGUUAUUGUGUACUAAAACACUGUAUGAUGUACAUGUUUAAGUCAGCCAUAAGUCUAUAUAAUGUGUCUUGUUAAAAAGAACUGAACGAUAUAGCACACACACGUUAAGCAAACUCCUUAAGUCAAAGUGGUGCUAAGUCAGGAGUCAGUACCCCAAAUUAAACAGUUGGUGACUCGUAACAAUAGGCUCUAGUCCUAAAAUAUUAGAGAUAAAUUCACAAAUUAUCCUAGCUUCUUACACAGGGUGUAUACAUGCUUCUUACACAGGGUGAAGGAAGUCAAGAACAACUAUGGGCACACUGCCUGCUCCUGUAGCCUAUAGAACGGUCAUGGCAACAUGUGUAUCUUUGAACACAAGUUUACUUUGGAGUAAUUCAUGGAGGGAGACAGAAAGGAUUACAUCCAUUGCUUCCUCGUAAUCUUUAUGCAGAUCUGAACACAUGAGUUCCCUACAUGUAAUGGGGAAACAAACCAUGU